This is a messenger RNA of Sodiomyces alkalinus F11, 1238 nucleotides long. RefSeq lists its product as hypothetical. Bases 401 to 910 code for a protein of 169 amino acids. The record is from RefSeq and is a predicted model, not a curated record. The transcript has 6 exons. NCBI's taxonomy places the organism in Eukaryota, Fungi, Ascomycota, Sordariomycetes, Glomerellales, Plectosphaerellaceae.
GGGACGAAUGUUACAAUCUGAAAGCUGGUACCUCUAGGAACCAAGUAGUUUCACCCAUUUACGAAGUAGAUCUGAUUGAAGUAUACCGUUCAUCUGCUAGCCGCUUUGUCCUACCCAUCCGAGGCCUGACGCAAGGGCAGGAAAACACGUCGUCAUCCACCCUCUUCUUCACUUCGUCACUGAGCUACCUAUCAGCUGCUAAAUUCCGCCAUCAACUAAUACACCGCUGGUCGCAAAAUCAUCUCACCGUCUUAAGUACAGUACGCUCUCAAAGAUCAGUGCUUGCCCAUCAAUAUCCGCUCGAUCACCGAAUACCCUAGCUGCUUGUUUCAGACUUGUUGUUAUUCAUCUUCAUCUCCAAGCCUCCAACGACCGCAUUUUCGCAUCUAGAACGUUCAACAUGUCUGCCCAAGACCGCUUCCAGCACUAUAUUCGCCAGCUCGAUGGAGAGCUUUCCAAAUACCCCGCCCUGAACAACCUCGAGAAAACCACCAACAUUCCCAAGGCAUAUGGUGCUGUCGGUCUCGCGGCCCUCUACUUCUUCUUUAUCAUCUUCAACCUUGGUGGACAGCUUCUCACCAACUUGGCUGGUUUCGCAAUUCCGUGUUACUACUCGAUCCACGCCCUGUUUUCGGCGGACAAGGAAGAUGAUACACAGUGGCUUACCUACUGGGUUGUCUUCUCUUUCCUCACCCUUGUUGAAAGCUUCGUCAACGUCAUCUACUGGUUCCCGUUCUACUUCACCUUCAAGUUCAUUUUCCUGCUCUGGCUGUCCCUCCCGGUGUUCCGGGGAGCCGACCUCGUGUUCCAUAACUUUAUGGCCCCUAUGCUGUCCAAGCACUUCGCCAACUCGUCCUCGACCGCGUCCGGCCUUCGUGCCAAGGCUCAAGGCCUCGACAAGAGCGAGUGAAGAUAUCUGCAUCAAGACCUGACAGGCAUGCCGCUGUCUUCUACCUAGAGAUCACAGCCUGAGGGCUGCUCGGCAUGUGUCGCUCUCACGCGAUUCUUUGGAGAGCAGGACCUCCAAUGAUCUUUUAUGAAUUGGCAUGAUGAAUUGGCCUUGCUAGUUAGGGUAAUGUAUUGUGCGACGGUGGACAACAGGUGAUGACUUUGCCAUACUGUGGCCCGGGAUACCAGACGGCCUAAGUAUACGCAGGAGUUCCGAUUACACCCUAUCAAAUUGUAUUUUACACUCUGAUUAGGAUCCUUGAUUACGCAAUGGGAGUAUCUUGAGAAUA